AUGGCAGACCUCACGGACAUGGGCUGCUGCAGCUGUUUCAGUUUCCUAAGGAAGCCCAGCGUGAAGGUAGGUCGGCCUCGGGACACUGAUGGCAUGUUGUCCAAAGAUUUGUUGAAGCGCCAGACCAGUGAAGAUUUUGAUGGGAGCUUCUACACUGGAGAUGAUCCUGACUUAAGCUUUUACAAUGGGGAUGGCAUUGAUAGAAGCUUCUUUAACGGUGAUGAUCCCGAUAGAAGUUUCUAUGAAAGAGAUGGUACUGAUUAUAACCAUGAGAGUGACGAUGAGCCCCCACGGAAGAGGUCUGAAGAUAUUAUUCUGACAAGGGCUCAAAGUGGCUUUGCAUGUAGAGAAAGCCUAGUUAAGGAGACUAAAAAAGUUGUUCGCUCAGAGGACGAUCUUGGCAAUAAGAUGAUCAAUCAGUAUGUUCACCUGGGCAAGAUCGGUGCUGGAAGCUAUGGCAAAGUGGUUCUAUACCGAAACAUUGAAGAUGGGAAGUUAUAUGCAGUGAAGGUGCUGAAUAAACCUCACAUGUUGAAAGUACGUGUCGUACGGUCAGAAACCGCCAUGACAGAUGUUAUUCGGGAAGUAUCCCUCAUGAAAAUGUUGAGUCAUCCCAAUAUCGUAAAUCUCAUUGAGGUGAUUGAUGAUCCAAACUCAGAUAAAUUCUACAUGGUUCUUGAGUAUGUGGAAGGAAAAAUUGUGUGGGAUAAAGGUAUAGGAGAAGCUACUUGCAGAAAGUACUUGCGGGACAUUAUUUCUGGUGUUAUGUAUCUUCACUCUCAUAACAUUAUUCAUAGUGAUAUUAAACCGGAUAAUCUCUUGGUCACAAGUACUGGCAAUGUGAAGAUAGGGGACUUCAGUGUUAGCCAGAUUUUUGAGGAUGAUGAUGAUAUGCUUCGGAGAUCUCCAGGCACUCCUGUUUUCACUGCACCGGAGUGCUGUCAAGGUUCAGCUUACCAUGGUAGAUCGUCUGAUACAUGGGCAGUCGGUGUUACUCUGUAUUGUAUGAUUACUGGGCGCUAUCCAUUUCUAGGAGAAACUUUGCAGGAAACAUACGACAAGAUUGUCAAUGAUCCAGCGGAUAUACCAAGUAACGUGAGCCCCCAACUUGUUGAUUUGCUGGAAAGGCUUCUGUGCAAAGACCCAGGAGACCGUAUCACCCUGGAAGCUGCGGCUGCGCAUCCUUGGGUUGCUGGGGAUGAGGGGCCAGUCCCCGAAUACAUGUGUAGAUGUGGUUUUGGCCGCAGGAAGAGAAAUGGUUCACAAGAAGCAGUACAAUAA
Molecule: messenger RNA, 1281 nt
Organism: Triticum turgidum subsp. durum (durum wheat)
Lineage: Eukaryota; Viridiplantae; Streptophyta; Magnoliopsida; Poales; Poaceae
Source: the annotation of a GenBank genome assembly